CGUGCCCCUAUAUAAACUCGAGUUUACCAAUGAUUUGAUCACCGCGAUUUGAGUAAUCUCCUUUUCUCUCUUGAGUAAUUUGCUCAAUCUUUCUCUCCUCAAAGCCAAAAUUUGCGAGAGAAAGGUUUGCCUGCGCAUCAAAGAAAGGGAGAGAGAGAGGAAGGGAUUGCUUCUGCAUCUGUCGUUGAAGAAAUACUAGAAAAAAAAAAAAAAUGGGUGCCUGUGCUAGCGUUCAAAAGGGCAUGAAGGAAGAGGCUACAGCUCCACCACCGGAGCCAGCCAAGGAGGAGACCACCACCGAGGUGCCACAGGUCCUCGCCCUGGAAGAAAAGAAGGCUGAGGAAAGUGCUCCCGCAGAGGCAGCACCAGCCGAGCCAUCCACGACAGAAAAGGCUGAAGAACCAAAAGCAGAAACCCCGGAAGAGCCGAAAUCAGAAACACCUGAAGAACCAAAAGCAGAAAAAGCUGAAGAACCAAAAGCUGAGGCAGCAGAGGCCGUUCCUGAGAGCAAGCCGGCUGAGGAACCAGCCAAGGAUACAAAUGUUGCAGAAGAAACAAAAGAAGAAAGCAAAAAGGAAUAGGAUGGACGACGUUUUAUAAAUUCUAGCAACUCAUGAUAUAUUUUUCAAUAAUAUUAUCUAUAGGGUGGGAACAGGGGAUGCUCUGCUGGCAGUGAAAAGAAAUGCGGGAUUUACCGGUGAUUGAUUUAAGUCGGUGAAUAUCUGUUUUUGGGAAAGGGUGUGUACGAAU
This is a messenger RNA of Coffea eugenioides, 750 nucleotides long. Its product is annotated as cytochrome c1-like. The transcript is spliced from 2 exons. The coding region runs from base 213 to 581 and encodes 122 amino acids. NCBI's taxonomy places the organism in Eukaryota, Viridiplantae, Streptophyta, Magnoliopsida, Gentianales, Rubiaceae. The record is from RefSeq and is a predicted model, not a curated record.